AUGAGGUUACCCGUACUACACUCGGGCCUGCAGUCCAGCUCAUUACAAGCACAACAUGUCAGGCGCUUCGUCGAUGGUGCCGCGCAGGGCGUCCACGAUAUCACACGCACCCUCGUCGACCGCAGCUCCAGUUCGUCAGAUGACACCAGCUCGUCAUCAAGUUCAUGUACCGCCGGCGACACCAGCAGCAAAUGCAUUACUCCCGCAUCAGUAGAGAGCUCGCAGAAUCUGGCCAUCAUUCUGGGCGUCGUGUAAGUACUGCGAUGACAUUGGUAGGACACAGCACACUGACCGCCUCGAAGCAUCCCCUUGACAUGUGCCGCCGGAGUCUUGUUCUACCUCCACCGAAGACAUCUCAAGAAACAGAAGUUGGAAGACAUCAACGACCCGCACAAGUCUCUCGAUUUCGGCAUGGACGGCGUAGAACCGGUGUCCAAAGGAGGCAAGGGCAAGGGAAACAAGGUCCCGGAGAUGAGCUUCACCGACCUGGGCGGCGCAACAUCAUCGAGAAGAGGUCGUGGGCUGUCACUGGACGUGGGACUGGGCAACAACCCCUAUCUGCUCCCAGCUGGCUUGUCAGGUUCGAAGGACUCGCUGCACAGCAUGUCUCGCACCAUUGACGAGCAUGACCCGUACCGACCUGUCACCAUGAUGAGGGACCAAGACUCCGCCCGAUUUGGCCGCCAGAAUGAUGACAAGGGCUCCUUGUACUCCAUGUCGACGGGCCAUCACUCUACUAUGCACGAUCGCGCUGGACUCAUGAUCAACGCUCGCCCGAUGUCACAAUCGUAUGGCAAGCGUACCGACUCAUUCUCUCCCACAGACUCCGUAUCGUCGGACAAGUUCUCAUUAAGACAAACACGGAGCUCUCCGAACCAAAGCCUCGCAAGUCGGAAGGCUAGCGUCGAUCAGCAUCUCCCCGACAUCAUCGAGAAGGAAAUGUUCCCUUUGCCGCCGACUCCGCCCGAGCCAGUUGCAACGCAGAUGCCGCUGCCACCGAGGCUGGACUCGACAAGAGCAUCAUCUAACAGCGUGCCGCCACCGCCACCGAGGAAGGACUCGCUGUCAGGCCCGCGCAGACCUGAGUCGAGUAAUUACGGCGACGAUGAGCCUCCUGCGCCGACAAACCCAGGCGUCACCAUCAACGAGCCGGAGCCUUACGACAUUGAUCCUGCUGUCAUAUACACAAGGUACUCCAUGGACGAGCCAGCUACGCAGCCCAUGCCAGCUCUGCAUGCGCCGCAGCCCGUCCCUGCUGGGAGCAGAUUAUCUGUGCUUGGAGGCCCAGGCGGAAACCGCUUGUCGGUGAUGGGCAUGCGACCUCUACCUCCUGAUGUACCCGACGACAAUCCUGAAGUACGCGCCAACCGGAUUCGCUCGUUCUACAAGGAGUACUUCGACGAUAGCAAGCCAACGCCUGCGCAUGCGCAGUAUGAGGACGAUGGAUACGAUUGCGCGCUUGAGGGUGUCAUUUUCGAUCCCGACACUGGCGGCUUCUACGCACCUGGUGCAAGGCCAUUCGCGCAAGAUCCCGGACGGAGAGCAAUGACGCCUCCGCCUCGCGCAAGACCUCGUGUUAGUGGCAACUCAUCGAUCGCUGGACCUCACAUGCGGAAGUUCUCAACAUACUCGAUGGGUGGCCCUCGAGGUAGACCGCCGCCAAAGAAGAAUCUGCCGCCUCCGAUUCCGCUCGUUAGCUUGAAGACGCCUCAUCUGUUGAAGGAUGACUCGGCCAUCUUCAACGCUGCUGACUUUGCACCACCAAGCACUUUCCGUACCAUGCAGAACGGCAGCAGGCCAGACUCUCCAAUGGGCACUCCACGUCCCUACAGCCCAAGCGUGCGAGCUUUCACUCCCCUGGCGUCCUCCUUUGAGAACUUGUCCGUGCUGCCAUCGCCCCACGAUCUUCGCAAGUCCGGUACCUUCACUGCUCUGGACUUUGCACCGCCCUCCCGACUGAGGGAUCCAGCAGGCUCGCCAACGGACACUGGCAGUAUCCGCAGCAACCGCUCCGGCAUCUCUGCCAUGCAUCAAUCGGCCCUCCGGGACGGUGCUUACCGCGUCUCCAAGAUUCCAAAGGAGAUGGUGACGACCAAGGACGACCUGGCCAACAUGCUCAAGCCCAAGAUGAACUUGGUAUCCAAGGCGUAA
Molecule: messenger RNA, 2151 nt
Organism: Lecanosticta acicola
Lineage: Eukaryota; Fungi; Ascomycota; Dothideomycetes; Mycosphaerellales; Mycosphaerellaceae
Source: the annotation of a GenBank genome assembly